CUAGUUAGUUAAACAGUGUAUAUAUAUAUAACAAAGAAAUAGAAUAAAGUUAUACACUCGAAAUAUUUAUUAUUCUUAUUUGUAAAAAAACAUUAUCAAUGGAUACAGACACAAAAUUAAAAGACAUUCAAUUGUAUAGACCACCACCAGGGUAUACAUUAAAUAGAAUAAAAUUAUACCAGUUACAAAAUGUUGAUAUAUUUAUGAAACAAUCAAAUAAAUUAAUUAAUCUAGAACAAAUUGAUAUUAAUGAAUUGUCCAAAAUUAUUAUGAUGAAUCAAUUAGAAAUUUUACAAAUUAAACAAACAAUUAUGAAUAGAUUUAUACAUAAAUUAUUAAAAUCUAUAAAAAGAAAUUUAUAAACAUUAAAAAAAAAAGGAAUUAAUUAUGGUAACUAAUCAAAAAAAUUAACUAAAAUAUUAUAAAUUUC
This is a messenger RNA of Schistosoma margrebowiei, 430 nucleotides long. The record is from the annotation of a GenBank genome assembly. NCBI's taxonomy places the organism in Eukaryota, Metazoa, Platyhelminthes, Trematoda, Strigeidida, Schistosomatidae.